Molecule: messenger RNA, 2438 nt
Organism: Phacochoerus africanus (Common warthog)
Lineage: Eukaryota; Metazoa; Chordata; Mammalia; Artiodactyla; Suidae
Gene: LDLRAD4
Product: low density lipoprotein receptor class A domain containing 4
Exons: 8
Coding region: 1185-2048 (287 amino acids)
Biological process (GO): negative regulation of transforming growth factor beta receptor signaling pathway
Cellular component (GO): Golgi membrane; early endosome membrane
Molecular function (GO): R-SMAD binding
Source: RefSeq, a predicted model, not a curated record
CCCGCCCGAGAGUCGGGUCAAGGUGCGGGGUGGGCACGGAGGCGUCCCGGGCGCUCCUUGGGGGCGGGCGCCGCCCCCACAGCGUUGCCUGUUUCUCGGUGCCCCCCGCGGUUUUGCCCCCCGCGGUUGUGCGCCGCCGCGGGUCGGGGACGCUCUGGGCGGGCAGAUUGUGCGGGACCUGUCUGAGUUUGCGGGGAGGGAAGGGCGGAGGGGAGUACGUUGGACCUCGCGUCCCCGGGCACCCCGCGCACAGAGUCGGGCGUGGGCGGCAGGGAGCUCUCGGCGGCAGCUGGGAAGUCGUCGUCCCCGCGCCGCUGGCUCUCAGGCUGCGCCCCGAGCCCGCAGGAAGCGGGCGUGUACAGAAUUUCUGUGACCCUCGCGGCGGAAUAAACAGGAAGCGACGAGCACCCAGCCGGGCCGCCCCUGCCUGCCUUUGUUGUGCGGUCUGCCCGGCGCUGCCCUGAGGACACUUCUCGGACCCUCGCCCGCCGCCCCGGGGCUGGGUUCGCCCGACCUGGCUCCUGCUGCCUCAGGCUUGAGGGGAGCCGCCCCCUCCAGACAAGGAUGCCCUGAAGCCUCAUGGCCCUGCGUCCUUCUUGUGGCUCUGGGAGGGCAAAGCCCAGGCUCGAGGGGCCUCCCUGGGACUGGGGACCACCUGCUUGGUGGUGUCCAGCGAUGGUCCUGAGCCCCGAUGGCAGCUUGCUUUGGACUCAGUUCGAGUUCUGCAUCUGUAACCUCAAAUCGCCGACUCCAGGUUGGGCCAUUCUCCAGAACUGAGCCAGUUUUCAAACAGCUUAAAAGCAAGGGGAGCGGUGGAGCAGAGAGCUGCAGAUCAGACCCCCCAGGCCUUGGAGGAUGCCGCCUGCCAGGAGGCUCAGGGGUCACUCCCUCUGAGCUGGGCAGGCUGGUAUUAGCGGGACCGCUUCACCAUGGCCUCCACGGUCUGGCUGGACGGCUGACGUGACUGGUGUCCCAAGUGUGUUCGCUGCUGGUCCGGGUGCCGUCCCAGGUACUGCCUGCUCUCAGGGUCCGGGAGCAGGGCAGGUAGGCGUCGGAUGCGCCUGAAGCCAGACAGGCAGAGCCAUGGCCUCCGACAGACUGGGAUGGAGGUGACCUGAGGCCUCCCGGACCUUCCUGGUGACGGGACAGCGACGGGUCGGAGCGCAGGCCUGCGGGGGAGCAGUAUGCAGGAAGCUGGCCUUCAGGCCACCAGUGCUGUCACAGAGUGCACGUUCACCUGCACCAGUGGCCAGUGCUUGUAUCUCGGUUCCCUGGUCUGUAACCAGCAGAACGACUGUGGGGACAACAGUGAUGAAGAAAACUGCCUCCUGGUGACUGAGCACCCACCGCCGGGCAUCUUCAGCUCGCAGCUGGAGCUGGCCCAGGUGCUGGUCGUCGUGGUGGUGGUCACCGUGAUGGUUGUGGUCAUCGUCUGCCUGCUGCACCGCUACAGAGUCUCCAGCCGCUCCUUCAUUCAGCGCCAGAGGCCGGAGGCCGGGCUGCAGUCGGAAGGACGCCUGUGGCCUUCAGACGGCUCUGGACCUCGGCCUGCCUCAGAGCUCAUGUUCGGCCCGCGGUUCAGGGACGGGGUGCCCGGCCCCGCCUUCCUCCAGAGGGAGCGGGACAGGUUCGGCGGCUUCCAGCCCACCUACCCCUUCGUGCAGCGCGACAUCGACCUCCCCCCCACCAUCUCCCUGUCGGAUGGGGAGGAGCCGCCCCCGUACCAGGGGCCUUGUGCCCUGCAGCUCCGGGACCCUGAGCAGCAGCUUGAGCUCAACCGCGAGUCUGUGCGGGCCCCGCCCAACCGGACCAUAUUCGACAGCGACGGGCUGGCAUCGGUGCGCAGCGGAGGCCCGUGCCCGCCCAGCAGCCACUCGGGCAUCAGCGCCAGCACCUGCAGCAGCCACGGGCGAAUGGAAGGGCCGCCCCCGCCCUACAGCGAGGCCAUGGGCUGUCCCCGCGGCUCCGCCCCCGCGCCCCCCAGGGCACCCGGGAGCAUAGUGCCGCCCGCCCAGGGCAAGGACAGGAAGCCUGGGGACCUCGCCUGACCCGCCGGGCACAGGUGCCAGAGGGAGUCGCCCCUCCACCCCGGCCAGCACAACGAGCGGUCUUUUCUGAUCCCUCUCAGGGUAGCGGCAGGCAGACCAGACGGGAACAAACCUCCAGUCUGGCUGCAGUGUUCAUGGAGGCAGUGUGGGGACAGGGCUGGUUGUGGCAAAAGGUGUGCAUGGGGACCCAGGAAAAGGGGUGCUUGGAAGACAGUGGGGGCGUUUGAUUUAUGAAAGCUGAGUUGGCAGAGGAAGAGACCAGAAUGCCCUGUUUUUACAGUUAACCCGAGUACAGAGGAAAGUGCUAUACAUUACAGGGGUGAAUCCUCGGUUUGCCCCCCCGCCCCAAACUGUGGAACUUUUGUUCUUAAAACAUGAUUCUAAAUUCCU